Molecule: messenger RNA, 876 nt
Organism: Didymodactylos carnosus
Lineage: Eukaryota; Metazoa; Rotifera; Eurotatoria; Philodinida; Philodinidae
Source: the annotation of a GenBank genome assembly
AUGGGUGCAAGUAUGGCCUCGCAUUUAAUCAAAGCUGGCUACAAAUUAUCUGUAUUUACUCGAACACCAUCAAAAGCUGAUCAGUUAGUGUCAAUUGGUGCUACGGUACUAAAAUCGCCACGUGAAGUAGCUGCUCAAUCGGAUGUUGUAAUAAGUAUUGUUGGUUACCCGUCUGAUGUAGAAAAGGUUUUACUGGACGAAAAUGACGGUGUAAUUAAAGGUUUUUCGGAGAACAAGUCUUCAUCUAAAGUGACUAUUGAUAUGACAACGUCAAAACCAUCACUAGCAGUACGAAUAUACAAUGAAUUUAAAAAAGUUGGAUGCCAUGCUCUAGAUGCUCCAGUUUCAGGCGGUGAUAUUGGUGCAAAAAAUGCUGCGUUAUCCAUCAUGGCUGGAGGUGAUCAAGAUGUGUUUGAUGCUUGUCUUCCAAUAUUCAAAGUAAUGGGUAAAACCAUACGAUUGAUGGGAGGUGCUGGAUUCGGUCAACACACAAAAAUGGCUAAUCAGAUUGCAAUAUCAUCUGGAAUGAUAGCCAUGGUUGAAUCAUUGUUAUAUGCCCAAAAAGCUGGUCUUGAUUGCGAAGCUGUUAUUCAAGUAUUGAGUUCUGGUGCUGCACAAACAUUUUCGAUGAGUAACUAUGGUCCAAGAAUAUUGAAACGAAAUUUUGAUCCAGGCUUCUAUGUUGAACACUUUAUCAAAGAUUUGAGUAUUGCUCUUGAAGAAUCGAGUCGAAUGGGUUUGAUACUGCCCGGUGUAAUUCAAACGAAAAUGUUAUACGAUAUUCUAGCUGCUGAUGGAAAAGCGAAGUUAGGUACACAAGCAUUAAUGUUAGCACUAGAAAAAUUGAAUAAUAUCAACAAACAAACACAGUCUUAG